This is a messenger RNA of Microsporum canis CBS 113480, 1416 nucleotides long. RefSeq names its product glutathione reductase. Gene Ontology annotation, biological process: glutathione metabolic process; cell redox homeostasis; cellular response to oxidative stress. Lineage: Eukaryota; Fungi; Ascomycota; Eurotiomycetes; Onygenales; Arthrodermataceae. Gene Ontology annotation, molecular function: NADP binding; flavin adenine dinucleotide binding; glutathione-disulfide reductase (NADPH) activity. The coding region runs from base 1 to 1416 and encodes 471 amino acids. The transcript has 3 exons. Gene Ontology annotation, cellular component: mitochondrion; cytosol. The record is from RefSeq and is a predicted model, not a curated record.
AUGGAAGACGUAGAAAAGUACGAUUAUAUCGUGAUUGGAGGUGGUAGCGGUGGUAGCGGUGGUGCCAGACGAGCUGCUGGAUGGUACAAGGCAAAGACGCUUAUUGUUGAAAAUGGGCGAUCUGGAGGCACCUGUGUCAACGUUGGAUGUGUGCCUAAGAAGAUGACAUGGAACUUUGGCUCCAUCAAUGAACAUCUCGAACACGCCAAACAUUACGGCUAUGAUGUCCCGAAGAAUGUCAAGUAUGACUACGGUUACUUCAAACGUACGCGAGAUGCCACCAUUGAGCGACUAAACGGCAUCUAUGAGCGCAACUGGAACCGCGAGGGAAUCGAUCUUGUCAAGGGAACCGCCAAAUUCAUCGAGCCCAAGGUCAUAGAGAUUGAUCUGAUGGAUGGAUCUGGGAAGAAAACGGUCACCGCUCCCCACAUCCUUAUCGCUGUGGGCGGUUACCCUAUCGUCCCGGAUAUUCCUGGCGCCGAACACGGAAUCACCAGCGAUGGUUUCUUUGAGAUUGAGGAUCUGCCUCCCAAACUUGCCGUGGUUGGAGCAGGCUAUAUUGCCGUUGAACUGGCUGGUGUCAUGAAUGCUGUUGGCGUAGAGACACACAUGUUCAUCCGCGGAGAGACCUUUUUGAGAAAGUUCGACCCUAUGGUUCAGCAAACGCUGACCAAACGAUACGAGGCUACUGGCAUGCACCUCCAUAGAGGGUACACUGGGAUGAAGAAGAUUGAACUGUUGAGCCCCGGAAAGGGUGCAAACAAGCGCCUCAAACUGACUUUCGAUGACGGAUCGGAGAUGGAAGUCAAUGAGCUCCUUUGGGCUAUCGGUCGUGCUCCUGCGGUCACAAACCUUGGCCUCAAGGAGAUUGGCGUUAAACAAAAAAGUAGUGGCCAUAUCAUCGUCGAUGAGUUCCAAAACACCUCUGUCGACGGUAUCUAUGCCAUAGGAGACGUAACCGGUCAGGCAGAGCUGACUCCAGUCGCCAUUGCUGCCGGUCGACAGCUUGGCAGUCGCCUCUUUGGCCCUCCAGAGUUGAAAUCUUCCAAACUCUCAUACGAAAACAUUCCAACCGUAGUUUUCUCCCAUCCAGAAGUCGGAACGUCUGGGCUUACGGAGCCAGAGGCCAUUGAAAAGUACGGCAAAGAGAAUCUCAAGAUAUACCAUACUAAAUUCACAGAUAUGUAUUUUAGCGUCUUCCCCGCCGAGGAGAAGGAGAAGAACCCUACCGAGAUGAAGCUCAUUUGUGCCGGACCUGAGGAGAAGGUCGUUGGCUUGCACAUCCUUGGCCUCAAUGUUGGUGAGAUGUUGCAAGGCUUUGGUGUUGCGAUGAAGAUGGGUGCCACGAAGAAGGAUUUUGAUUCUUGUGUCGCCAUCCAUCCUACCAGUGCAGAGGAGUUGGUUACUCUACGAUAG